GUCGCUAGACUAGUCACGUGAUCGACAUUGUCUUAUUUUUUUUUCUCAUCGAGCGUUCGGUUGAGCGAUACAAAUAUUUACGAUAUUUUCGCGCGUAAAAGAGUUUUGUUUCGAUGAAUUUAUCCCUGUUUUUUAAGUAUUUGAUCUUCAUAUAAAUGCCGGGAUUGAAAUAAGAGCAGGAAAUCUUUUGAGGAAGUGGAGUGACAGCCCCGCUGUAAAUCAAGAUGGCAGGUCUGUCUUUAUAUUUUGAAGACGGUCAUGAUGAUAUGGAUGACUUUGGAUUCGAUGACUAUGGUUCAGAGUGUGAUGGGAUUCGGAUAACAGCAUUCCUGGAUUCAGGCCAGGAUAAUCUCACCCCUCUGGGUCGGCUGGAGAAAUAUGCUUUCAGUGAAAACAUUUUCAACAGGCAAAUUGUCGCUCGUGGAUUGCUGGAUGUGCUCCGGGAGUUCAGUGAUAAUGAAAAUGACUUCAUCAGCAUCAUGGAAACGGUUGCCAGGAUGUCUGAGGAUGGAGAACCGACAGUGCGAGCAGAAUUGAUGGAGCAGGUACCAAACAUUGCCAUGUUCCUCCAUGAAAAUCGCCCCAAUUUCCCAGAAGCCUUCUCACGGUACCUUGUUCCCAUUGUGGUCCGGUAUCUCACAGACCCUAACAACCAGGUGCGAAAGACGAGCCAGGCCGCUUUGCUGGUGCUAGUUGAACAGGGUCUGAUGAGUAAGGCAGAUAUGGAGGGAAAGGUCUGCCCUGUGCUUCUCGAGCUCACUGAACCCAGUAGUGACGACGAUUAUAAGAUCGAGGCUGUAGCGAUUAUGUGCAAGUUGGUGACCAUGUUGACUAAAGACACUGUGGAACACCUUUUAUUGCUGCGCUUUUGUGAACUCUGCUGUGACGUCAGACUAUUUCAAGUCCGCAAGGUCUGUGCCGCAAACUUCGGCGAGUUCUGUUCUAUUGUUGGCCAGGAAGCCACAGAGAAACUACUGAUGCCGAAGUUUUUCGACCUUUGCUCGGACAGUCUGUGGGGUAUCCGGAAAGCCUGUGCCGAGUGCUUCAUGGUUGUUUCAAAUUGCACUUCUCCAGAAGUGCGACGUACUAAAUUGUCCCCCUUGUUCAUCAACCUCAUUAGUGAUCAGUCACGCUGGGUACGCCAGGCUGCGUUCCAGUCUCUAGGUCGUUUCAUCUCCACGUUUGCCAACCCUUCUAUCACAGGAUUGCAUUUCUGUGAGGAUGGAACCCUCUGCGAGAUACCGAAGAUCUCCUCAGAGAGCCACAGACAGGAAGUGACCACCAGCAAUUCGAGUAACAUCCGCAAUGCCUCCAUUAAUGAUUGUUCAGACAGUCUCAUUCAGCCCCGUUCAGAGCAGCUACAAUCCACCUCAGACACAGCAGUUCCACCAUCACGUCCUCCAGAAGGCCACUCUUGUAGCACCAGCCAGAACCAGCCUGAAUGCUCAACCCGUUCGUCCCACCAGAAGAUGGACGACUGCACAAUGUUCAACUCAUUCAACUUCUGGAGACCCCCACUACCUGACAUUACUCAAGACCUGCGGCUACUACAAGGAGAGAAAAGAGAUGUGGUGAAAGAAAAAGAAGGGACCAUGAGAGGGGGGAACGACAACUUGUCAAGUUUAGAUGCACAAGGCCCAGCCACCAGCUCCCAGAUCCAGAAAGUUUUGGACUGUCUUCAGCCCCACCUAGAUGAUCCUGAUGUUCAAGCUCAAGUGAAGGUGUUGUCCGCUGCGCUGAAAGCUGCUCAGUUAGAGAGUCAAACAGAAGAUGCUGAUGAGUCUGUGUCAGAGAGUAAUGGUUCCACAGGCUCCCCGACGUCUGAUGAGCUCAGUGCCAUGAGUGAACUCUCACUGACAGACACACAGAUCUCAGACUCUCCCUCCACUUCACCUGUGCUGGUAGAUGACUCUGAACACAGCAGUGAGGAAUCAGACCUAAUAGAAAAUGUGGAGGAAGAAAAAGACACCAACUCACAAGUUAAAACAUGCGAAGAGGAGAAGUCUAAAGUCCAGAAUGUAAUUCCACAGCAGUUGCUGGAUCAGUAUCUGUCCAUGACAGACCCCGCUCGAGCUCAGACCGUAGACACUGAGAUCGCCAAACACUGUGCGUUCAGCCUGCCAGGUGUCGCCCUAACGCUGGGCAGACAGAACUGGCACUGCCUCAAAGACACGUACGAGACCCUUGCUACAGACGUACAGUGGAAGGUGCGGCGGACACUUGCGUUCUCUAUCCACGAGUUGGCAGUGAUUCUGGGGGAUCAGCUGACAGCGGCUGACCUGGUGCCCAUAUUUAAUGGCUUCCUCAAAGAUCUUGAUGAGGUGCGGAUAGGAGUCCUCAAACACCUGUAUGAUUUCUUGAAGCUUCUUCAUGCCGAGAAGCGUCGGGAGUAUCUGUAUCAGCUGCAGGAGUUCAUGGUGACGGACAACAGCCGAAAUUGGAGAUUCCGCUAUGAGCUAGCUGAGCAGCUUAUCCUGAUCAUUGAGUUGUACAGUCACAACGACAUCUAUGACUACCUCAGACAAAUUGCACUUAACCUUUGCUCUGACAAAGUGUCUGAAGUGCGGUGGAUCUCCUAUAAACUGGUGGUGGUGAUCCUGCAGAAGUUGUAUUCCUGUGAAGCUCAUGACCUGGGUCUGAAUUACAUUAAUGAGCUCAUUAUGAGAUUCUGCCACUGUCCCAAAUGGGUCGGACGUCAGGCAUUUGCAUUCAUUUGCCAGGCAAUAGUGGAGGAGGACUGCAUGCCCAUGGACCAGUUUGCACAGCACCUUCUUCCCAGUCUGCUCAGCCUCUCAUCAGAUCCUGUGCCCAACGUGCGCGUACUGGUGGCCAAGGCGUUACGGCAGAGCGUGUUGGAAAAACCAUACUUCAAGGACCCAGGCAGUGCUUAUUCGGAUGAGCUGGAAGAGGCUCUGUCCGAACUGAGGAUGGACAAGGACAGGGACGUGCGGUUCUUUGCCACACUGGAUCCCAACAGGAACGUCAUGGACACAGCAGCGCUCAUUUAGCACCUUUAGCUCAAUCCGCACAUGUGAACAAGCACCAGCAGGAAAAACACUAAACGGAUUUGCAGACAAGUGUUUACAAAUAGGAACUACUGACCAAGACCUUCACACACACAAUGUAUCCUUAUCCUCUCCUAAAAUGCUCCACAUAUGACAGUAUAUGCAUAUAUUAUGCAUUUUCUGAUUUCUACACAAAAUGGGCCUCAUUUAUACAUUUAAAAAAAUCGACUUGUGUAGCUAAAUUUCAAAUUGGAUACUUAAAAUAUGCAAAUGUAUGCAUAUUUAUGGUAAUA
Messenger RNA from Rhinichthys klamathensis goyatoka, 3298 nucleotides. RefSeq names its product protein phosphatase 4, regulatory subunit 1-like (gene ppp4r1l). The record is from RefSeq and is a predicted model, not a curated record. The transcript has 20 exons. Gene Ontology annotation, molecular function: protein phosphatase regulator activity; protein binding. NCBI's taxonomy places the organism in Eukaryota, Metazoa, Chordata, Actinopteri, Cypriniformes, Leuciscidae. Bases 225 to 3008 code for a protein of 927 amino acids. Gene Ontology annotation, biological process: protein dephosphorylation.